Molecule: messenger RNA, 3305 nt
Organism: Colletotrichum godetiae
Lineage: Eukaryota; Fungi; Ascomycota; Sordariomycetes; Glomerellales; Glomerellaceae
Product: peptidase S8/S53 domain-containing protein
Exons: 11
Coding region: 36-3305 (1089 amino acids)
Biological process (GO): proteolysis
Cellular component (GO): cell wall; membrane
Molecular function (GO): serine-type endopeptidase activity
Source: RefSeq, a predicted model, not a curated record
CCCUGAGUAAUCGUUGUUAGACGUUACGCUUCAUCAUGGCAAUCAAGUCUCUCUUGGCCUUGGCCUCCUUCAUCUUCUGUCAGACAGUUCUUUGUCAGACGUCUUCCAAUGAUCCUGAAACAAUUCUUGGACCAAUUUCUCCAAUUUCCCUUGAAAGUGGCCGGUACAUUGUCAAGUUUUCACCAUCUGGUUCGGCAAGAUUCAGAAAGCGUGAUGGAGGUCUUGAUACUGCCGGCUUCUUUAGCACCCUCCAGGACGCCGGGAAGGAUGCUUCGCCAGCAGUAAGCUUCGAUUCAGAGCUCUUCCAUGGAGCUUCCUUCGAUCUGAAGAACGAUACCUCUGAAACGGUGGCCGACAUUGAAGCUCUGCCAGAAGUUGAGAAGAUAUGGUCUGCUGCCCUUUUCUCACUUCCCAUCACCACAGAAGCUGUUGUGCAGACCGAGUUCCCUACGUGGAACCCUCACAACGACACCAACGUCGCUCUUGCGCAUGCCAACGGCCAUUUGGGCGAAGGUGUGGUGGUUGCUAUUGUUGACUCUGGCAUUGAUUACAAUCACCCCGCCCUUGGUGGCGGCUUCGGCUCCGGUUUCAAGGUCGAGAGUGGUUACGAUUUUGUCGGCGACAACUAUGAACCUGGGGAUGUCUACCUUCCCGAUGAAGAUCCCAUCGACUGCAAUGGUCAUGGUACGCACGUUGCUGGCAUCAUCGCCAGCAGUAAUGAGUUCGUGCCUGGUGUUGCACCGUCGGCUCGUCUCCGUGCCUACAAGGUCUUUGGGUGUGGAGGCAGCACUUACGAGGAUGUGAUUGUCGCUGGCUUCCUCCGAGCUCACGAAGAGGGUGCAGAUAUUGUCAGUGCCUCGCUUGGUUCCAACAGAGGCUUCGUUGAUACCCCUCUCGCAGUGGUGGCAACAGCCAUCCAAGCUGCCGGCACCUUUGUCUCCAUCGCCGCUGGAAACGCCGGCGAAAGCAAUGGCCCUUGGUAUACUAGCAGCGGAGGCAAUGGCAUCGGGAGCACUGCGGUCGGAAGUGUAGAGCAUGAUGAGCUCGUUGCAUGGACGGCAACAGCACGCUCAAGCAGUGGCGAAACUCGUGAUUUUGUCUACCUUGCGGACAACGGAGUGCAAUGGUCACUCAACGGAACGGCCUCAGCUUCAUGGGCCCCCGAUCCUCGGGACCACGUUGACCAGUGUGGUAUCGACUUCACUAUCCCCGACACCAAUGUUUUGGUACUUCCUCGAGCGGAUUGUGGAUGGCAAAGAAUCGACAGCGGCUUGAUUGGCAAGGUGGACUGGGUCCUGAUUUACAAUUACAAUGGCUCUGAUUGGGAGAUCCCUGAUCGUGUUCGAUAUGAUGCUGAGCGGCAAGCCAAAGGGUAUAGCUUGAUCACCUACGAAGACGGAGACUGGCUUGUCAGCCAGCACGAGAGGAACUACACCGUGACUUUUGAGUUUGUCAAUGAUAACAAACCUGCUGCAAUUGACCGUCCAUCUUUCGCAGGUGGAAGAAUCGACCAGUUCACAUCUUGGGGUCCGACUCUAGAUGCGCGAAUGGUACCACAGAUUUCUGCGCCUGGUGGCUCGAUCUUCUCUACCUUCCCGAUCGGCUCAGGCAGUUGGGCGACACUUUCGGGAACCAGCAUGGCCACUCCUUACAUCUCCGGUGUUGCUGCCUUGUUCUUCUCAUCCCGCGGCGGACGAGCCGCCCUCGGAGGUGGUGGUGCUAAGCUGGCUCACGAAGUGAUUGUUGCCAGCGGCAAACCCAUUCGUCAUUACGAUGGCACUGAUAACCUCGCAUCCGUGAUUCAUCAGGGAGCAGGUCUGGUAGAUGCAUUCAAAGUCGUGGGCUACUCGACCCUCGUCAGCCCAGCAGUCCUCAACCUCAACGAUACGGAGCAUUUCCAGGGUACUCAAAGUGUACAAAUCACCAACUCUGGUGAUGAGUCAGUGACGUAUCAGUUCUCCCACGAAGCUGGCAUCACUGCCCUCACUAAGAGCGCCGGGACUGCGUGGGUAUCUGUCUCUCCUCCCUACGUCUCCGGGGAUGGGAACACCGCCACGGUCGAAUUUUCGCCCGCUGAGCUGACCUUGGGACCCGGUGAAAGCGUCUCUGUCUCUAUUACUUUCACUGAGCCGUCCGCGCCUGAUGCUAUCACCCUUCCAGUGUAUGGUGGGUCAAUUGUAGUGGCUGGCUCACAGGGAGAAGCGGUCCGGGUGUCCUACAUGGGGAUCAAGGGCUCUCUAUAUGAUAGUGAUAUUUGGGAGAUGGAGCGAGGCGUUCCCCUUCUACUCAGCGGAUAUGGCGGCCUCAUUGAGGAGGGCCACAACUACACAUUCGAGGAUGGCGGCGAUGUUCCGCAGCCGUACUUUAAUGUCCUUUGGUCAACUCAAGAAAUCAGCUUCGAUUAUGUCGCGCGCGACUGGAAUGAGACAGACUGGGCCUACCCAGUAGUUCCCGGGCAGGCCAAAUAUCUUGGUUCCUUCAUCACAGUCCCUCAAGGUCUGUCGGAUUCGAUCACUUCGUUUCCUCUGAGGAACUACCCACGAAACAGCGGCGGUGUCUAUGCCACUCCGCAGAAUGUUUUCGCGCAUGGGGGUGAUAUCCCGGCUGGCGAGUACCGCAUUCUCUGCCGUGCCCUACGCACUUUCGGCGAUCCCAGCAACUUGGACGACUGGCAGUACAAGGUCUCACCAUGGUUCCGCAUCACCAGGGAAAAGCCUCCUGUCACUGCGACUCCCACAACGGCGGAAGCUACUGCGGCUCCAACGACAUCUUCCGUCAGUUUGCCAGAACCAUGCGCCGCAACUUCGACGCCUGUCAGCAUCGAAGCAACCCUUGCUUCCGGCGAAGGUCCUUACAACUUAUAUCUCUACGCCGACUUUGCUUCAAUCGAUCUGGCCGGAACGCAAACUCCAUUAAACUUCUCUACCACCAACGGUACUCAAGUUCAGACCUGGUUUAACUCGUCUUGGAGAUUCCUAUCCGUGCACACCAACACUAACAGCUUGAUUUACGUAUACGCGUCGGGCCGUGUGACUGGGGCCUUCUCGUUCCUUGGGUGCACCGUCACAGAUGGUGUUUUGGAGUGUGAAUCGAAUGGCAAGUCCGCGCUUUACGUUUGCGACAGCACCAUUGGUCUCCUACGUCACGGAACCCAGCCUCUUGACGGAUGCCAAACUGUCACUCUGAAAGUUGGGCCGAGAGAGAACCCGAAUUGCGCAGCUACGACGACGUCUGUGACUGUCACGGAAAUAACAGCGGCGCCGACUACUUUGUCAACUGCAGUAAUCUCGGUUUCAUCUUUUUGA